This is a messenger RNA of Aaosphaeria arxii CBS 175.79, 780 nucleotides long. RefSeq lists its product as uncharacterized. Bases 1 to 780 code for a protein of 259 amino acids. The record is from RefSeq and is a predicted model, not a curated record. The transcript has a single exon. NCBI's taxonomy places the organism in Eukaryota, Fungi, Ascomycota, Dothideomycetes, Pleosporales.
AUGCUAUCUCUCACUUCUCCAAUCAGUUAUUCCACUGCUCUGUCCUCUUGGACAAGCUCAAGUUCUGUAACGCUCCGCUGGCCAGAGUUCCACAAUACCACUACUUACUGGCCCAACCAAACCGAACCUUCUCGGCCUAAGGCGACGAUCACCGUUGGAGCUGGUGGAAGGCUGGAAUUUUCUCCGCCCACACUUGAAGCGCCUAUCGGUACUAUUGUUCAAUUUGACUUUCUCGCUCUCAACCAUACCUUGACUCAAAGCAGCCUCUGGGAUCCUUGUUCCCCGCUUCCCGAUGGCUUUAAUACUGGAUUUGCACAAUUCAACCCCAAAAACAUCAGCGGAAAAUAUCUCGUAGAAUAUGAAGUUACAACAAAGAAUCCGCAGUUCUUUUUCUGUGCCCAAAACACUUUACGGUCCCACUGCCGAGCUGGAAUGGUCUUUAGCUUGAAUACUGAAAAGACAGCUCACGAAUCCUUUGUCCAGAAUGCUCUCGAGGCAGUCACGACGUCUAGUCAAGCCGUUCAGAAUGGGUCUUGUCCAAAAUCUCAGCUUGCUCCAUCCAGCAGGGCACUUGCGACGACUACAACAAACAACACUACAACAAUCAUCAGAACUACAACAACUAGACCUCCAUCUUCCGAGUCUACUUCCCCGACUGGUAAUGUAUCUUCUAUUCCGAUAGCUGAUCUCGCGGUGCAUUUAACACCUAAUGUCGUUAAGCUGGCAAUUGCAUGUGGGAUAGUCAACGUAGCUAUGAUGGUAGCUCUGGGUAUCAUGUAA